AAAGAAAAGGUUUAUAGAUUUUUUAUUUUGGGACCAGUCAUCUCGUUUCAAGCCCCACCGCCGCGACUUGGAGACUUGGAGCACAGAGCACUCCCGAGACAGACCCGACUCGCCGAUUCGGCAACUCCGUGCCUCCUCUCCAGUAUGAUUCAUGAGGAGAAGGGCUCAGACCUCAGAAGCAGAGGGCCACAAUUCCUUUGAGAAACCUUGAAAAAAAAUAAAGAAGUCCGAGCCCCACCGAACUUAGAAUCCUGGAUCCGCCUCUGGACUAAGGGCAACAAUGGCGGCGGAAUGGAUUUGCAGAGCACUUCGAGACGGAGCUUUGGAAGGCGAGCACGCGCCGGCUCUUACAAUAAAGGACUUCAUGGCCUCACCUCUAGGCUUCGACGUCUUCACUCACUUCCUCUCUCAUCACUCCACCAAUAUCUCUGCCGGCAAAUCUCAAUCGCGAGGUCUCGUGCUUGUCGCGUUUUCUCGGAGUCCCUCGUUUUACUUGGACUUGUUGAGCAAGAGGGGACUUCCUAUUGCUUCGUCUCACCACUGGAUUCGGAUUCUUGAUUAUUACACGGAUCCUCUUGGUUGGAAGGAUCAGAUGGGGCAGUGUGGGAGUGCGACCAAACUCUCUUAUGACAUAGCUAGUAUUUGUGGGAAUGUGAAGGAUGUGGAUAGUCUCUUCUCUUUGAUUAUUUCACUUGGAAGAGGAUUUGUUGUACAAGGGAAAGUUCGCUUUUGUGUUGCAAUAGACUCAGUAAAUGAAAUGUUAAGAUAUGCAUCCUUGUCAUCAGUUGCUGGCCUUAUAAGCAGUCUUCGUUGCUGUGCAGAUCAGAUUUCAAGCAUCUUUUGGUUUUGUCAUGCUGAUCUUUGUGAAGAAAGGGCAACUUCUACUCUUGAAUAUAUGUCAUCUAUGGUGGCCAGCAUUGAGCCAUUAAUCCAGUUUGCAAAUGGACAAAGAAGUAAUUCAGAGAAUCUUUCUUUACUUGAUCAAAAUUUUACUAGAGGGAAACUUCAUCUCCGGUGCAAGCGGAGAAAUGGACGUGUACGAGUGAUGUUUGAAGAAAUUCACCUUGGGCAGUCAGGCAUCAACUUUACAUCCACUUCAUUUGAAGAUGGAGUAAUCAAUCAAGGUCUUGUUCCCAAGGUGCAAUUUAGUCUACAACUAUCAGAGAAAGAGCUAAAGGAUAGGGCUAAUGUUGUACUUCCAUUUGAACACCAAGGAAAUGGUAAACCUGUACAAAUUUAUGAUGGGCGAAAAUCUCUUACGGAUAGCAAGUAUGAGGUAGCUCCCAUACCAAACGGGAUUUCAGAUAUAGAUAAGGAGUCUGGCAAGGGAGAAAUAAUAUAUUUUCGCGAUUCAGAAGAUGAAAUGCCAGAUUCUGAUGAGGACCCUGAUGAUGAUUUGGACAUAUAGUGUUUUCCCAUUCGCAAUGGUGGUCAAUGGUUUUUCAAUGAUCUUAUAAUCUACUGGGAUUUUGGAGUUCUUUUUGGAGGAAUGUUCAACUUGAUCAUAAGCUGAAUUGUUGUUGGUCUAUGACUAGGUGCUCUGCAGCUUCAUCAUCAGUUCAUUUGCCAACAAUCUGUUCUCGAGCGAUAUUUCAUAAUACUUCUGUCUACACAUUGGGCUUUUUGUAUCCUGGUGUCUCAUUCAUGAUUGAGAACCGACUCAUUGCGGCUCCUGUUUAUUGAUCAGCGGAAUUUAUUUCAAUGCUGGCUGCUACAAGUUUGUGUCAUUCAGGCCAUGGGUUUCAUGAUGAUUGAUGUAUAUAUGUGUUUGAAUUGAGUGUCUCUAACCCAUUUACAUGUUGUGAUGUUCCCAUAGACCCUCAUUGUUGUUCAAUUGACUAAUGGAAGGCCGAUGUUAUUUGUGAUC
This is a messenger RNA of Rosa rugosa (rugosa rose), 1867 nucleotides long. Its product is annotated as elongator complex protein 5. Gene Ontology annotation, molecular function: tRNA binding. NCBI's taxonomy places the organism in Eukaryota, Viridiplantae, Streptophyta, Magnoliopsida, Rosales, Rosaceae. The record is from RefSeq and is a predicted model, not a curated record. Bases 281 to 1408 code for a protein of 375 amino acids. Gene Ontology annotation, cellular component: cytosol; elongator holoenzyme complex; nucleus. Gene Ontology annotation, biological process: tRNA wobble uridine modification. The transcript has 12 exons.